This is a messenger RNA of Cynara cardunculus var. scolymus (artichoke), 1234 nucleotides long. RefSeq lists its product as uncharacterized. Gene Ontology annotation, cellular component: Golgi apparatus. Gene Ontology annotation, molecular function: antiporter activity; GDP-fucose transmembrane transporter activity. Bases 27 to 1043 code for a protein of 338 amino acids. The transcript is spliced from 11 exons. Lineage: Eukaryota; Viridiplantae; Streptophyta; Magnoliopsida; Asterales; Asteraceae. The record is from RefSeq and is a predicted model, not a curated record.
AUUCUGCAAAAAUUCAUCGGAACAAAAUGGAGUUUAAGGAUCAGAAAACGUUGCUACUGUCGAAAUCUGGUGACGACGAUGACCAAUGGCACGUCUCUUCCCCGAUGACCAGAAAAGGCGUCUAUGCCGCCAUCUCCUACAUGGCUUGUGCAGUUCUCUUGAUAUUAUUCAACAAAGCUGCUCUUUCUUCAUAUAAAUUUCCAUGUGCCAAUGUCAUUACUCUUUUCCAGAUGACGUGUUCGUCGAUCCUUCUUUACGCAUUGAGAUACCGAAAAAUCAUCUCUUUUAGAGUCGAUAGCGAAAACCAUAGCACAAAAAACGCCCCGAUGAUGUUCGUACCAUCAAAUACAUUAAUUACAACCCUUCCUCUCGCAAUCUCGUAUCUACUAUACAUGUUGGUUUCAAUGGAAUCCGUUCGUGGCGUAAGCGUGCCCAUGUACACCACCCUUAGACGAACGACUGUAGCAUUUACAAUGCUCGUAGAGUAUGUUUUGGCUCGACAAAGAUAUUCUCUUGGUAUCGUUGGCAGUGUAGGGAUAAUCAUACUCGGUGCUUUCAUAGCCGGAGCUCGGGAUUUGUCGUUCGAUUCCUAUGCCUAUAUAGUCAUUUUCUCGGCAAACAUUUGUAGUGCAGUAUAUCUAGCUUCCAUAGCUCGAAUCGGAAAAUCUAGCGGUUUGAAUAGUUUCGGGCUUAUGUGGUGCAAUGGUUUAAUCUGUACUCCGGUCUUGUUACUGUGGACAUGGGUUUGCGGUGAUCUCGAAGUCACCGCAAACUUCUCGCACUUGCUAUCGCCCGGAUUUCAGGUUGUGAUGCUUCUCUCGUGUGUUAUGGCUUUCCUUUUGAAUUAUGUGGUUUUUCUGAACACAACUCUAAACUCCGCGCUUACACAAACGAUAUGUGGCAACUUAAAGGAUCUUUUCACCAUUGGAUUUGGUUGGCUUCUCUUCGGCGGUCUUCCAUUUGAUCCGUUGAAUGUCAUGGGCCAGUCUCUCGGGUUUCUUGGAUCUUGUAUCUACGCCUUUUGCAAAAUCAAAGGGUUGUAACUUGUAAAGACAACGCAAUCUUUGCUAAAGACGAUUCUUACCAUACAAGGUUCAUGUAUAGCUUCGAAUGGCAAUUUUGUUUUAUAAAAAGCUGAAUGUCGUUUAAGAUAACGUAUGUUGUAUUUGUUUAUCUUUUUUAUGAAUCAGUGAAAUGUUCAAUCAUUUAUUCAGAUAUAUUUUCAUUAAGACCG